AUGUGGGCUGUUGAAAAUCAACUGUUUAUUGAGGCAAGAUUUGGAAAUAAAAUUCACGUUUAUAAACGAAACUUGUAUCAGCGAUAUCGCGGAAACGAUAAAUGGAUCGUAGAAGUGUUUUUUAUGAGCAAUCCGAGAAAUUCCUACUUUCUCUUUCAUCCAACUUUCAAUAUUUAUUCCGUUGGUACUUCAUCGUCCAACUGUACUAUUAUUUCGCUGAUUGUGCCGAAACCUGUUGGGACAGUCAAAUUUGAAUGCAAUGUUCCUCCGGACCGGAUGAAAGCUUUCUUAUUAUUGGAUCGGAUGAGCAGAAUUCGAAUACAACAAUUAUGGAUGAGGAGACGUUUGUGGAAUCUCCCGAAACUUCAGGAACAACGAUGCUUUUGCGGACGAGAAAAUGUAGAAUUAUACCAUGAAAUGUUGAGGAGUGUAGGGAAAAUGAGAUCUCUGAUCAGCGAAAUGAAACGUAUAUCUGGUGCAAAUGCUAAAUAUCAUACAAGAAUAGGCAGCGGAAGAUGA
This is a messenger RNA of Loa loa (African eye worm), 519 nucleotides long. RefSeq lists its product as hypothetical. Lineage: Eukaryota; Metazoa; Nematoda; Chromadorea; Rhabditida; Onchocercidae. The coding region runs from base 1 to 519 and encodes 172 amino acids. The transcript is spliced from 6 exons. The record is from RefSeq and is a predicted model, not a curated record.